This is a messenger RNA of Pyrenophora tritici-repentis Pt-1C-BFP, 387 nucleotides long. RefSeq lists its product as uncharacterized. NCBI's taxonomy places the organism in Eukaryota, Fungi, Ascomycota, Dothideomycetes, Pleosporales, Pleosporaceae. The record is from RefSeq and is a predicted model, not a curated record.
AUGUUUACCACUUCCGAGAAAGCACCACUACUCCCUGUUGUCGAGACUGCCGUCCAGGCCGAUAUCGAAGCGCAAGAUGACGAUGGCAACGACCGCAUCGAGGGCGCGUUGCUACUCGGGACGCUGUUGCUUACGGCUUUCCAGUUCCUCGUCCUCUUCAGUGCAGACGGCGGCAUCCCCAUCGCCUUCGGAGCUCAAUGUAGCGCGCUGCUGGCGCAACUCGCUCGCGGGCUCCGCAUCUCCAUUCCCGCCAGCCUGCCAACGGCUGCCAUCUUCUUCCUCGUCGCGCCAUACGUGGCCCAAAAGGAGCGUCUGGUCAUGAUGCGAUAUGCGAUACUGUUCUGCUAUCUCGUGGGCUCGACGUUGGGCUCGAUGUUGCUGCUUUAA